Papaver somniferum (opium poppy) is the source of this 520-nucleotide messenger RNA. RefSeq lists its product as uncharacterized. Bases 6 to 410 code for a protein of 134 amino acids. NCBI's taxonomy places the organism in Eukaryota, Viridiplantae, Streptophyta, Magnoliopsida, Ranunculales, Papaveraceae. The record is from RefSeq and is a predicted model, not a curated record. The transcript is spliced from 6 exons.
CAAGGAUGCCUCAAAAUACUUUAAUGGGCAUGGAAGAUCGAGAAGAUGUCAGAGGUGAUGAUGUAAAGAAGGGAACUGGGGUCCAUAUAGCGACUCCUUAUCCUGCUAAGAAGGCUGGUAAGAGUGACAAAUCAAAGCAAGAAACUCCAAAAUCUGCUGCUACUCCAGUCGCUUGCAACACUUGUAGCAAGACAUUCAACUCGGAGAAGGGACUAGAAUCUCAUAGUAACGCAAAGCAGGCUAUAUCUCACCAUCUUAUACCAGCUGAGGAUGAUGACGACGAUUCUGAUGUUGAUCUUUUUGGAGAGGAGACAGAGGAGGAAAAGAAGGCUGCAGAAGAACGUGCAGCGGCUGUCAAAGCCUCUGACAAAAAGAAAUAUCCGGAAAGUCUUCAAUUUUGUUGGAUGUGAAUCCAUGGGAUGAAGAGACAGAUGUGGCAAAGCUUGAGGAAACCGUGAGGAAUGUCCAGAUGGAAGGCCUCUCAUGGGGAAUGUUUGGAUAUGGUAUCAAGAAGUUGCAA